Molecule: messenger RNA, 3774 nt
Organism: Penicillium odoratum
Lineage: Eukaryota; Fungi; Ascomycota; Eurotiomycetes; Eurotiales; Aspergillaceae
Exons: 4
Coding region: 1-3774 (1257 amino acids)
Source: RefSeq, a predicted model, not a curated record
AUGGACGCAUAUCCCAAAGACUACGUCAACCACAACCUCCCUCUAAUCUUACUUUCAGGCCUAGAAGCAGACGGGGUUGAUAAUGGAGCAUCCGUGGAUUAUCCUUGUCUUGCUGAGACCGGACCUAGGAUCUUCUCUGAUUUCCCCCCGCUGAGCGGGGCCGUUGCGGAGGAGCUGCGGAGCGCACUCUUGGAAGAGGAUGGCUCCCAGAAACCUUGGAGAUCAACUGUCAGUCCAAAUGGAACAGCCCCUGUAAUAAAGUACAAGAUCAAGAGUACUGGUCGAUCUUAUCAACUGCCUCCGCGGAAAGCAACCCGUCCACAAAGUUCACCACCUACGAGUCCCACCAGUGACCCAGAUAGCAACCAUCCAGCUGCCAGCGCACCAUACAUUCUUCACUCUCCAAUUUCACCGUUGUCUCCCGGUUCUCCCACCUUCCCAGAUGGUCUCCUCACUCCGUUAUGGGUGACAAAGCACCAAGAUCUUGUCCCGGCCGCAGUGAUCAACUUUUUCCCCUUCUCCCUCGAUCAGAACAUGAACUCACUGCGAGACAAUCAAUUGAAAAUCGAGAUCAAUAGCCUGAAGGAGGAGUGGGCAUCCUCGGGGGUUAAAACACGGUUUGUGGUGGUUUUGAUCUCGGAGGAGGGCGACGGCGGUCUGACGGGGGAAAUUGAUGACCGCGUCGCGGCAAUCCGACGAUCUACAAACCUGGACCAGAAGUCUAUCUUUAUUAUUCCGCCGGAUGCCACAUCUUCGGAGCUAAAGGAGUUUGCGACAUCACUGUUCUCGCUGUUGCAACCUUCCGUAGUGGAAUACUAUCGGGACUUGUCGAAACAUGCCCGGCGCAAGCGGAACAGGGGCAGUAUUCCUCCCCCAAGUGCGCCACCAACUAGCGGCACAUCCCAGACUUUAUCGUUCCAAGGCUGGAACGUGCGAUAUGAAUUCAAGCUUGGCAUUUUCGCUGAGUUCCGCCAAGAGAUGGAUGCUGCGUGUCGAAAUUACGAAAGUGCAUAUGAUACAUUGUUCGGACAAGAGGUCUUUGAGAACAUUGCAGGCUGGGAUCCUCGGUUCAAUGAUGCGCGUCUGUUGGGUGAUGCCCUCGCCAUACGUAUCAUCCGCUGUCUACUAUGGACAAAUCAGACUACAGCGGCAACGCGUUUUUGGGUCGAUCACAGACUUCGCACCCAAGACAUUGUCAACCGGAGAGGUAAAGGCAGUAAGAAUUAUGGAUGGGAGGCUUGGGAAGCACGAUGGUCUAUGAUCAUGGCCCAGCUCAUACGCCGCGCAGAAACAUCUCUAUCAAUGGAGGGCUCUACUGAGAAGGGAUCGGAUAUAUCUUCAAUAUAUAGUGCGCCCGAAAAAGCCAUCCCUGCAGGAGAACAAGUCAGCCCGUGGGAGCAUCUUCACCAUGAGGGGUAUUGGUUAUACCGCUCGGCAAAGCAUACUAUGCGACGACAAGCUUUGGCAGAGCGAAUCCCCGAUGAAGAUCGGAUUACUCCCGGUCAAUCACCUGCCUCUCAGAUCGCCAGCAAAUCAUACUUGUAUGAUACAUACCUAGCCCCGGAGACACAUCUUGAAUCCGCCAAGCCAGGACAAACAGGGUUCGAUCACUCGCAUCUGAUUUUAAGCACACUGCAGGAUGCUCUUGGUGAAUUCUCCAAGCGGAGUCAAGUUCGAAAGGUGGAACACAUUAGCUUGGAGAUCGCCGAAGAACAUUUAAGAAAUGGCUCCUGGUCUGAGGCAUACAAUGUUUUGCAGCCCCUGUGGUCAACCCUGACCUGGCGUCAAUCGGGAUGGUGGCACUUGAUGGAAAGUUUUGGAUGGGCAUUGAGACAGUCUGCUCUUAAGCUACAGCAGUGCGAGACGGUCUUACGAGUGGACUGGGAGCUUCUUAACAAAGUUUUCCCACCAAGGUCUACUUGGCAUUAUGACAUCCACAAAAGCCUCGAAGAUGUUCAAACCGAGAAGCCCAAACCGUCCGUCGUUCUCCGGGCGGAGGACGUCAUGACUAGUUUAACUGCAUCUCUCGUUUUUGAAAAGUCCGAAGGAAAUGUCGGUGAACCUCUUCACGCUCAACUCCUGAUCACAUCUUGUGCCCAAAAAUCUUCAUCACCCAUCAAACUUUCAGAAGUGAAGCUUGUAUUCGAGGGGUGCCUUCGCCCUGUCAAGCUUCAAUCCGACCAAAAUCAAAACUCCGACACAACAACCUCAUCUUGCAUCUCAUCAAUAUCUCUGCGGGAACCUAGUACCCAAGAAGACUCAACUCUUCAAUCCCCAACUAGUGGUUUGACCAGUCUGGUUGGCGUUGCUGAUUUGACAAUUGGUCCUUCUCAGACUAAGAUUUUCAACCUGACAUGUAUUCCUCGUGAAGCCGGAGAAGCUCAAGUUGCCUCAAUAGCUAUGCUCGUGGAAGAGGAAAAGUACGAUCUCACAUAUGUGAUCACAGAUCACAGCACCCGGGAAUCCUACUGGUGGCAGCAUAACAGGAGGGGUGCAUCUCGCAGAAGGAUCGGAAAAGACCGCGAUGUUGGCAAAUGCAAGAUCAUGCCCAAACCGCCCAAGAUCCGCAUUUCCACUCCUAAUCUCAAGGACACCUACUAUACUAAUGAGCGGGUGGCGCUGCGCAUCAGCAUUCACAACGAAGAGGACGAAGCGGCUGAUGUUUCGACCGAGAUCAGGUUGUUUGGGCCUGUGGAAUCAACUACGAAGCUCAAAUGGCUCGAUGCAGAUGAAAUGUCCGACCCCGAAGAAUCAGGGACAAGUUCUCCGAUCGAGGGUCCGUCUCAUUGUAUCAAAAGGACCGUUGGAGCUAUGGAACGUGCUUCCGAUAAAGAUCUCCUUAUUGUCUUGGACGACACCCAAGAGGCUGCGAAACACACCCUGGAGAUUUCUGCAGUAUAUCAUCUCGUCUCUGAUGUCCAAACACCCAUAAUGAAGACGAUUACUGUGGAAUUGUCAUUUAUCCGGCCGUUUGAAGCCAACUACGAUUUCUUACCUCGAAUUCACCUUCAGCCUUGGCCGAACUUCUUCUCGGUCAAUGAUGAAUUGAUUGGUGACGAGACCAGCGAAACCCCAGGUGGCUUGUUGCAGAGGUGGUGCCUCAAUUCCAAAUUGGUUUCAUUUGCCCUGGAGCCUCUCGUGAUCGAGCAGAUGUCCUUGAAGCUUCUGACCUUGAGUGGUGGUGCCAUUUGCAAUGUCGAGUCUGAGACUCUAGUUAGUCCAGAAACUCCACAAAUCGCGGCGGAGGAGCUGCGUGAGUCCAAUUUCUUCCUUGACAUACAAAAGCUCACAUUGGGUGAUCGUCGACCGUCGGCACUCAACUUUGCAUUGGAAAUCAUCUGGCGCCGUGCGUCGACUGAUCCAGAGAAUGACGGCGAUACUACUGUGACCAUUCUUGAAGUCCCUCGCUUUGUGGUCCCGAUGGGCGAGCCUCGGGUGCUUGCUUCAGCAACUCCUUCCAAUGCUCUACCUGGUCUCAUUCAUCUAGAGUAUACCCUUGAAAACCCAUCCACUCAUUUCCUCACCUUCAAUUUGAUGAUGGAAGCUAGUGAACAAUUCGCCUUCAGUGGCCCUAAGACAAUGGUGAUACAGCUGGUUCCACUAAGCCGCCACACAGUUCGAUACAAUAUCCUGGCCGCAAAACGCGGUCUCUGGAUUCAGCCCCAGCUGGUGAUAGUGGACACCUACUUCAACAAGACUCUCCGGGUUCUUCCGACGGGCGACAUGCGCCCGGACAAGAAGGGGCCUUUGGUGUGGGUUGAUGCAGAAGAUUAG